UUGUGGUACUCAUGCAGGAAAAAAACAAGCAAAUCAUACAUCAACAUUGCUUGACUGAUCAUCCCUCUCUCUCUUCUUUCUCUCUCUUUAAAACCCCUCUUCCUCUCCAGGUAUCUUCUGAUCAAGUGUGUGUUCUGCGCUUUUUUAACGUCUGUACGUUCCAGACGUAUAAGAAGUCGAAGUCCAAGGAGAAGAAGAAGAAAAAAUAUGAGCUCUCGAAACAAAAAGAAAGCAGCACUAUAUCAGAAAUUGGAGCAGCUUCGCUCUGCUUCUCAUUCUACUUCUUUUUUUAAUUUAAAAAAGGUGAAUAAAGCAUCGAUCGUGGUGGAUGCAUCAAGAUACAUCGAAGAGUUAAAGGAGAGGGUGGAGACGCUGAAUCAAGAUGUGGCGACUCUACAAAAUUCCAGCCGACAAGACUCCUUGCCUGCGGUGAAAGUGGAAACCCUAGAAAAAGGAUUCCUAAUAAACGUGCUGUCUGAGAAAAACUGCCCCGGUUUGCUUGUUUCCAUACUCGAAGCUUUUGAGGAGUUGGGCCUUGAUGUACUCGACGCUAGGGUUUCUUGUUCUGAUAAUUUCCGUCUUGAAGCCAUUAGUGAGAAUGAAGGGCAGUCUGAUAGCAUAGAUGCUCAGGUGGUUAAACGAGGGGUAUUGCAAGCGAUCAGGAAUUGGAGUGAUGAACAACAUGAUUAAUUAAGUGAAAUCUUGUUUAAUUAUUCUUAUAUAUUUAUUAAUUGUGCUUAAUUUGAUUGUACCUUGUAUAUUUUGAUGAUGUGAAGAAAAGAAGUUCCCAUAUAUGUUACUAAUAUCAACAAAUUUUACUGCAA
This is a messenger RNA of Salvia miltiorrhiza (redroot sage), 824 nucleotides long. RefSeq names its product transcription factor SCREAM2-like. The record is from RefSeq and is a predicted model, not a curated record. Gene Ontology annotation, biological process: regulation of DNA-templated transcription. The coding region runs from base 208 to 690 and encodes 160 amino acids. The transcript has 4 exons. Gene Ontology annotation, molecular function: protein dimerization activity; sequence-specific DNA binding; DNA-binding transcription factor activity. Lineage: Eukaryota; Viridiplantae; Streptophyta; Magnoliopsida; Lamiales; Lamiaceae. Gene Ontology annotation, cellular component: nucleus.